Messenger RNA from Neurospora tetrasperma FGSC 2508, 1414 nucleotides. RefSeq lists its product as uncharacterized. Bases 86 to 1318 code for a protein of 410 amino acids. The record is from RefSeq and is a predicted model, not a curated record. The transcript is spliced from 4 exons. Lineage: Eukaryota; Fungi; Ascomycota; Sordariomycetes; Sordariales; Sordariaceae.
CUUUGCUGUUUUUCCUCCUUCUUUUCCACUCUCCACCAUCCACACCCCAAGUAGUAAACAGUCUAUCGCUGUACAUUUGCCCAAAAUGGCGUCCGAAACUACCAAGCAGGAGAUCGACUACUCCCUCAACAACCCGGAUACCCUCACCAAGUACAAGACCGCUGCUCAGAUCUCUGAGAAGGUCCUUGCUGAGGUCUCCAAGCUCGUUGCUGCCGGCGAGAAGAUUGUCGACAUCUGCGAGAAGGGUGACAAGCUCAUCGAGGAGGAGCUUGCCAAGGUCUAUCGCGGCAAGAAGAUCACCAAGGGCUUCUCCCACCCCACUACCGUCUCUCCCGCCGCUUUCGUCACCCCCUACACUCCCUUGACCUCGGACGAAAAGGAGGCCGCUGUUGAGAUCCAGGCCGGUGAGCCCGUCAAGAUUCAGCUCGGUGCUCAGAUCGAUGGCUUCGGUUCCAUAGUUUGCGACACCGUCGUUGCCCCUGCCAAGGACCAGACCGAUGAUGUUAUCGAGGGCCGCAAUGCUGACCUGAUGCUCGCCAACUACUACGCCAACGAGCUCCUCCUCCGCCUUAUGGUUCCCCCUGGCCUCCUCGCUACCGGUACCGAUGAGGAGAAGGCCAAGGCCGCCUCCCAGAAGCCUCCUUCGCAGGCCAAGAUCACCGAACUUCUCCAGAAGGUUGUCCAGGCUUACGACUGCAACCUUGUUGAGAGCACCACCUCGUGGCUCUUCGACCGCAACGAGAUUGAGGGCAAGAAGAAGAUCGUCAUUGCUCCUGGCGACAACACCAAGGGCGAGGGUGUCCCCGAGGUUGGCGAGGUCUGGGGUGUCGAGAUGGGCGUCAGCUUGGGAUCCGGCAAGGUCAAGCAGUUCGAGAACCGCACCACCCUUCACCGCCGCACCACCACCACCUAUGCCCUCAAGCGUCCCAGCUCGCGCAAGCUUCUUUCUGAGGUCCAGAAGAAGUUCGGUACCUUCCCUUUCAGCUUGAGGCAGCUUGAGGACGAGCGUGAUGCCAAGUCUGGUGUCAUUGAGUGCGUCCGUGGAAACGUGUUCCGCGCUUACGAGGUUGUUGGUGACAAGGACAACUCCCCUGUUGCCAGACUCCUUACCACUGUUGCCAUCACCAAGAACGGCCUCACCAAGCUUGGCGCCGCCCCUGCGCUCGAUCUCUCCAAGUUCAAGACCGACAAGAAGAUUGAGGAUGAGGAAAUUCUUGCCAUCCUUGCCCAGCCCCUCUCCAGGAACACUGGCAGCAAGAACAAGAACAAGAAGAAGAAGGCCGCUAAGAAGGAGGGGGAGAAGGCCGAUGAGGAGUAAAUGGGCAGUUUGGACAUGAUUGGCUGUAGUAGUCUGAUGUAUGGAUUAAUGUGGAAAGUUGGGCUACCUUAGCUCGAAAGUUGCCUCUUCCCUGGC